Messenger RNA from Babesia bigemina, 618 nucleotides. RefSeq names its product -Transmembrane emp24 domain-containing protein 2. Gene Ontology annotation, biological process: endoplasmic reticulum to Golgi vesicle-mediated transport; Golgi organization; intracellular protein transport. The transcript is spliced from 3 exons. Bases 1 to 618 code for a protein of 205 amino acids. NCBI's taxonomy places the organism in Eukaryota, Apicomplexa, Aconoidasida, Piroplasmida, Babesiidae. Gene Ontology annotation, cellular component: COPII-coated ER to Golgi transport vesicle; Golgi apparatus; endoplasmic reticulum-Golgi intermediate compartment. The record is from RefSeq and is a predicted model, not a curated record.
AUGACGGGUAAAUUGGUCGCGACCGCGGCCAUUGUGCUGGCGGCGGCCUCGCUCAUCGAGGGCACGCAGAUGAUCAUGGCAGCCAACGAGACGCAGUGCUUCACGACUUUUGCCAGCCGCACCGAGAAGCUCACGGGAUCAGCAGAAUCGGUGCCGGACGAAUCCGCCGUGAAACCUAUGAUCUACAAGGUCGACGGGCCGACGUCGAGGCCAACGACAGUUCCCGUCCUGGUCGUGAGCGACAACCAGUUCGAAUAUGACGUGCAGGAAACGGGCCACUACUCCUUCUGCCUCACCAACAAGUCCUACUCGAAGAACACCGUGAUUUUCAACUACAGGGUGGAAACCACCCUCAACAAGGAUCUGUCUCAGCUGUCCACCGUCGAGGACGCGAACGAACUUAUUGCUUUCGCUGAGAAGCUACUGGAGAACACCCACGUCAUCGUUGACCGCACGGAGACCUACAGCUCGCGGGAGCAGCUCUAUUCCGGCAUCAUCGACGACAUGAACGUCAGGAUCAUCAGGUGGUCGACUUGCCAGCUGAUUUUCCUCAUCGUCAUCUGCUUCUGUCAGAUCUACUACAUCAGCUCGUUCUUCGAAGUAAAGAGCUUUGUCUGA